Hyaloscypha bicolor E is the source of this 1536-nucleotide messenger RNA. RefSeq names its product acid protease. Gene Ontology annotation, biological process: proteolysis. The transcript has 3 exons. Lineage: Eukaryota; Fungi; Ascomycota; Leotiomycetes; Helotiales; Hyaloscyphaceae. The record is from RefSeq and is a predicted model, not a curated record. Gene Ontology annotation, molecular function: aspartic-type endopeptidase activity. Bases 1 to 1536 code for a protein of 511 amino acids.
AUGGCACGAUUAAUCACCGCUCUGCUGAGCUUCCUCCUCCUCACGCUCGCGUCCGCCAGCACCGUACAAUUCGAGAUCGUGCAAAACCGAGACGUCCGAACCGCACAACUGCAACGCCGCUCCCUCGUCCUACAACGCCGUUUUCUUGAUCGCCGCGCAGGAACCGUUACCGCUGCCCUCACCAAUGCAGAGGUGCAAGGGCUGUACGCCGCCAACAUCACCAUCGGUACCCCGCCACAGAGCUUCGGCGUCCAGAUCGAUACUGGCAGUUCUGACUUAUGGGUUCCUUCUGACGCUGCUUGCGCGGUGACUACGCAGCUGCAAAAUGGAUGUCCUAAUGGCCAAUUUGUCUCCUCGGCUUCCUCAACCUUCCAAGAUGUCGGGCAAGGUGACUUCAAUAUCUCCUAUGUCGAUGGCACCGGUUCCACGGGCGAUUAUUUCCAGGAUACAAUGCGCAUCGGAAGUGCUACUUUGACCAACUUCGAGAUGGGUCUGGCGACUGCUACGACGAUUGGUACGGGCAUUAUGGGCAUUGGAUAUAAUACCUCUGAGGCUAAUGUUGAUACUGGGAAUGGGACCGAGUAUGCGAAUAUGCCACUUGCUAUGGUCAAUCAGGGUGUGAUCAACUCUGCUGCUUAUAGCUUGUGGUUGAAUGAUCUGCAGGCAACUUCUGGCAAUGUUCUGUUUGGCGGCAUCGAUACGGCCAAAUACAAUGGAGAGCUGAUCUCAAUCAACGUUUAUUCCACUGGCCGUUCUCGCCGAGUCACCUCAUUCACAGUAGCAUGGACGUCCCUCUCCGCGACCAGCUCCUCAGGAACUGACGUCCUCACCGCCUCCAACUUCGCCGAACCCGCCAUCUUGGACUCUGGAACAACCAUCACCCUCCUGCCUGACGAAAUUUGCACAAAACUCUUCUCGGAGCUCGGCGCGUCAAUCAACAACCAACUCGGCGCCGUCAUCGUGCCCUGCGAUCUAGCGAAGAAUACCGGCACCAUCAACUACGCCUUCGGCGGGCCAGGAGGGCCCACCAUCAAGGUCCAGAUGUCACAGCUCGUGCUCCCACUCACCACCACUACCGGCCAAGUCCCAACAUACCAAAAUGGACAAACAGUCUGUCAACUGGGCAUUCAACCAGCUGGGCAAUUACCUACGCUGUUCGGCGAUACGUUCUUGCGAUCUGCCUACGUGGUUUAUGAUCUGGAGAACAACCAAAUCGCGCUCGCCCAGACGAACUUUGACGCCAAGAAUUCAAAUAUCGUUUCUUUUGCUAGCAAGGGAGCACCAAUUCCGAGUGCUACGCAGGCUUCAAACGAAUUAGCUGUUACCCAGACGGCGUCUGGUAAUCCGAGAGUUGGUGGCGCCACGGCAGCUGGAACGGACGCAGCAGCGACGUCUAAUCCGACUGCCACGGGCUUAAAUGCUGCGAGUGGAUUCAAGACCAGUGCGGCGCAAAGCGUUCAGCCAUUUGCGUGGUCAAAGGUUGUGGUGCUUGCUGUGAGUGUUACAUUCAUGGGGGUUGGUGGUUUGCUGUUGUAG